UUAGCAGUAGUGAUAGCAGAAAUUUUUCUCUGAAUAUCUUUUAAAAUAUCGGAGUGAGACCAGAAGAAAUACAUUUUUUUAGUUAGCAUUUCAAUAGUUAAAUCAUCCAACACAAUGUUGACCCUCAAGGACAGGCAAAUAAAUGCAAUCAAGCAGAUGCUGAACAUGAACCAGCCCCAAACCAAAGCACUGGCCGCGGAACCCGUUUGGAAGCUUUUGAUCUACGAUCGUGUGGGACAGGAUAUUAUUUCGCCGUUAAUUGCCAUCAGAGAGCUACGUGAAUUAGGUGUUACGCUACAUAUACAACUCCAUUCGGAUCGAGAUUCGAUUCCGGAUGUUCCGGCGAUAUACUUUUGUGCACCGACAGAGGAAAACCUUGGACGUAUUGCCCAGGACUUCCAGAACGGAUUGUACGACGUUUACCAUUUGAAUUUUAUUUCACCCAUCUCCCGGCAACGAUUGGAAGACCUGGCUGCUGCAGCACUGCAGGCCGGAUGUGUGGCAAAUAUCCACAAAGUCUACGAUCAGUACGUAAAUUUUAUUACACUGGAGGAUGAAAUGUUUGUUCUGAAGCACCAGAAUAGUGAUUCCCUGUCGUAUUACGCCAUCAACCGAGCAAAUACGCAGGAUUUUGAAAUGGAAGGUAUCAUGGACAGCAUAGUAGAUAGUUUAUUUUCGGUUUUUGUGACACUGGGUAGCGUUCCAAUUAUUCGAUGUCCGAAGAACACGGCUGCUGAAAUGGUAGCUCGAAAGUUGGAGAAAAAAUUACGAGAAAAUCUAUGGGAUGCACGCAACAAUCUAUUCCACAUGGAUGCCACCCAGACGGGAACGUUCAGUUUUCAACGGCCGUUGCUAAUCCUGAUGGAUCGAAAUGUUGACAUGGCCACUCCGCUGCAUCAUACGUGGACAUACCAAGCGUUGGCGCACGAUGUCCUGGAACUUUCCCUGAAUCGGGUGAUUGUGGAGGAUGAUAACGAAAAAGCAGCUUCGACGGGGGCAAAGUCCAAAAUGAAGGCUUGCGAUUUGGACUCGAGGGACAAGUUCUGGAGUUCGCAUAAGGGAAGUCCAUUCCCAACUGUAGCUGAAGCUAUCCAGGAAGAGCUGGAACAGUAUCGUUCAUCGGAGGAUGAAAUCAAGAAGCUGAAAUCAACGAUGGGAAUUGACGGAGAGUCGGAUGUAGCUUUUUCGAUGGUGAAUGACAACACGGCCAAGCUGACGAGUGCAGUCAAUUCCCUGCCUCAGUUGAUGGAGAAGAAACGGCUGAUCGAUAUGCACACGAAGAUAGCAACGGCGGUUCUGAAUUUUAUCAAGGCCCGAAGGUUGGAUUCGUACUUCGAAUUCGAAGAGAAGAUUAUGUCCAAACAAGCGCUGGAUCGACCGCUCGUUGAUUUGAUGAGGGAUCCGGAAUUCGGUACACCGGAUGACAAGAUGCGGCUGUUCAUCAUCUACUACAUCUGUACGAAUAUGCCCGAAUCGGAGUAUCAGAAGCUGGAACAGGUGCUGAAGGAAUGCGGCUGCGAUUUGGCUCCGAUGCCGUAUCUGCAGCGGUGGAAGAGCAUAAUGAAGAGCACAGUGACAAACCCGAACCAAUACGAGGGAAGUGGAACGAAGACAGUUUCGAUGUUCUCCAAGUUGGUCACUCAAGGGUCGUCCUUUGUGAUGGAAGGCGUUAAAAAUUUGGUAGUCAAAAGACAUAACCUUCCCGUCACGAAAAUCACCGAACAGCUGAUGGAGUGCCGAGCCGGUGGAGAGGUGGACGACUAUCUGUAUUUAGAUCCCAAGCUACUCAAGGGAGGUGACAUUGUCCCGAAAAAUCGCGCUCCAUUCCAAGAAGCCAUUGUAUUCAUGGUCGGCGGUGGCAACUACAUCGAGUAUCAGAAUUUGGUAGAUUUUAUCAAAACGAAACAAACAGCCAACAGCAAUCGCAGGAUAAUCUACGGUGCAUCUACGUUGACCAAUGCGAAGCAAUUUUUGAAGCAGUUAUCCCUUCUGGGACAGGAAAUAGGCGGGACAUAACCGAACCAUACGGGUGGUUGAGGAGGAGUGGGGAAAUUACUCUAUUGCGACAGUUACAUUUGUUAGCCUGUUUUUGUAGCUAAGAAUAAUUAGAAUAUGCAAUAAAUAUCACGCUAUCCUGCUAUAUAAUAUUGAA
Molecule: messenger RNA, 2152 nt
Organism: Ochlerotatus camptorhynchus
Lineage: Eukaryota; Metazoa; Arthropoda; Insecta; Diptera; Culicidae
Gene: Slh
Product: sec1 family domain containing Slh
Exons: 6
Coding region: 115-2016 (633 amino acids)
Biological process (GO): endoplasmic reticulum to Golgi vesicle-mediated transport; intracellular protein transport
Cellular component (GO): cytosol; Golgi membrane
Molecular function (GO): syntaxin binding
Source: RefSeq, a predicted model, not a curated record